Molecule: messenger RNA, 1074 nt
Organism: Diaporthe batatas
Lineage: Eukaryota; Fungi; Ascomycota; Sordariomycetes; Diaporthales; Diaporthaceae
Product: CCR4-NOT core subunit CAF40
Exons: 3
Coding region: 1-1074 (357 amino acids)
Biological process (GO): negative regulation of translation; mRNA catabolic process
Cellular component (GO): CCR4-NOT core complex; P-body; CCR4-NOT complex
Source: RefSeq, a predicted model, not a curated record
AUGAUGCCCAACCACCCCAUGUACGGCCACCAGCACUUCCCACAGGACGGUCCCUGGAUUCACCCGGCCCAGAGCCACCACCAGCAUGCCCAAGCCCAACAGCAGGCUGCUGCUGCUGCCGCCGCCGCCCAGCAGGCCCACUACAGCCGCAUCAACUCUUCCUCGAACCAUGCAAACGCCCUGAACCCCGUCCACCAGGACGCUUCUGCAGACAACCCCAACAUGACCGAGGACAACCGUCGCACUAUGCAGUACAUUGCCGACCUGCUCAACGAGAACACUCGCGAGCAGGCCCUCCUCGAGCUGAGUAAGAAGAGGGAGCAGGUCCCCGAGCUUGCCCUGAUCCUGUGGCAUUCCUUUGGCGUCAUGACCUCCCUCGUCCAGGAGAUCAUAUCUGUCUACACCCUCCUCAACCCCUCCCAGCUCACCGCUGCCGCCUCCAAUAGGGUGUGCAAUGCCCUGGCUCUUCUCCAGUGUGUGGCCUCCCACAACGAGACUCGCACUCUCUUCCUCAACGCCCACAUCCCCCUCUACCUUUAUCCUUUCCUCAACACCACGUCCAAAUCACGCCCUUUCGAGUAUCUUCGCCUCACAAGCCUCGGUGUCAUUGGCGCUCUCGUCAAGAACGACUCGUCCGAGGUCAUCAACUUCUUGCUGACUACCGAAAUCAUUCCUCUCUGUCUGCGCAUCAUGGAGACCGGAUCCGAGCUCAGCAAGACUGUCGCCAUCUUCAUAGUGCAAAAGAUCCUCCUUGACGAUAAUGGCCUGAACUACAUCUGCGCCACUUAUGAAAGGUUCUAUGCCGUCGGCACCGUUCUCAGUAACAUGGUGGGCCAGCUGGUCGAGCAACAGACUGCGCGACUGCUUAAGCACGUCGUGAGGUGCUUCCUACGGCUCAGUGACAAUGCAAGGGCGCGCGAGGCACUCCGCCAGUGUUUGCCGGAGCCUCUUCGCGAUGCAACUUUCUCUUCUGUGCUCCGGGACGACGCAGCCACUAAGAGAUGUCUUACCCAACUCCUGGUCGCUCUCUCCGACAACGCGAUGCCAGAUAAUGCAAACCCUGGGUUUUCCUAG